Penicillium oxalicum is the source of this 1656-nucleotide messenger RNA. RefSeq lists its product as uncharacterized. NCBI's taxonomy places the organism in Eukaryota, Fungi, Ascomycota, Eurotiomycetes, Eurotiales, Aspergillaceae. The record is from RefSeq and is a predicted model, not a curated record. The transcript has a single exon. Gene Ontology annotation, molecular function: transmembrane transporter activity. Bases 1 to 1656 code for a protein of 551 amino acids. Gene Ontology annotation, biological process: transmembrane transport.
AUGAAGUCAAAACAAGAACAACCGCAGUCUUUCAUGGCUGCGCACGAUGAGAAUGCAUCUUCCAAUGGUGUGACCACAAGUCAUGAGGAAGCCUCGCGAAAAGGCUGGAUCGUGGGAGGGAAAUACCGCUCAAAUCUAGGCGAGGAGGACUCACAAGACUUCGACAGUCAAUUGUUGCAAGAGGUGGACAUUGACCUUCCCUUGACCGUGACCAAUCCGGUGGAACACAAUGGCCAACACUUCAUCGUACUGGAAUUCGCGGACGGUGACAAGGAGAAUCCCUUCAAUUGGAGUCAAAAGAGAAAGGCUUUCAUUAGUCUUUUGCUUUGCAUGAUGACUCUUUUCAUCGGUCUUGCCACGACAGCAUACAGCUCGGGUAUCACUCGCAUGACCGAUGAUUUCGGAGUUUCGUCUGAGCUGGGACAGCUGGGUCUGUUCACGUUCAACUUUACCUGCGCUCUUGCACCGCUCUUUCUGGCGCCCUUCUGUGAGUUGGCUGGACGUAGAGUGAUCUACGUUGGCGCUUACGUCUGCUUCGCCAUCAUGUUCAUCGGCCUGUCGCUGGGCAAAAACAUCGCCACUAUCCUGGUUUGCCGUGCCUUACUUGGUCUCUUUGGCUGUGUUGGUACUAUUCUUGUGGGUGGUACCUUUGGAGACAUGUAUACUCCGGCUCACCGUGCGAUCCCUAUGGCCUCUUUCGCCUUUGUUGCCAUCUUCGGUACAGUGGCUGCGCCCAUCUACGCUGGUUUCAUUGACCAAGCCCUCGGCUGGCGGUGGAUUGAGGGUAUCCAGGGUUUGGCCAACAUUCCCUUGGUCAUCAUCAUCGCCGUCUUCCUCCCUGAAACCCGAGGUGGUGUCACGCUCACCAAGCGGGCCAAGGCGAUCCGCCAAUCUACCGGUGACGAGCGAUACGUGACUCAAAACGAUCUUGAAGCCCCCGGUAUCAAGGAGAUGCUCCACAGUUCCUCCGUGAAGGCGAUUCAGAUGCUCUUUUCUGAGCCUGUCGUCUUUGCGUUUGGUCUUUGGAUCAGUUUCGCUUGGUUCCUGACUUUCCUUUUCCUCUCCGCUAUCCCCAUCACCUACCAGGAGAAGCGCGGCUGGGGUGAAGGUGUUUCGGGUCUGCCUUAUAUUGCGCUUUGCGUUGGCACAACUAUUGGCUUUGGUCUGAACUUCUUCCAAAUUCGCAAGUACGAGUCGAUUGUAGCCGACCCCAACAAGCAGGCCCAGCCUGAAGCCCGACUCUACGGCGCCCUGUGCGGUGCCGUGUGGCUCCCCGUUGGCCUCUUCAUCUACAGCUUCACCCAGUACAAGGACCUGUUCUGGUUCGGUCCCAUUGUGGGUCUCAUCCUGAUCGCCAUCGGCAUCUUCUUCAUCUUCGAGUCCUGCUACAGCUAUACCUCUGACUGCUACGGCGAGAACUCGUCAUCCGCCAUUGCCGGUCAAGGUUUCAUGCGUAACACCCUCGGCGCCGUCUCGCCCCUGUUCGCCUCACAAUUCUUCCACAACUUGGGGAGUCAAUAUGCCGGUCUUCUUCUGGCUCUCAUCGCCACCCUCUUGACCUUCAUUCCGUUCAUUCUUUUCAAGUUUGGACCUGCCCUGCGAGCACGGUCUAAGCUGGCCAGCUCCACUGUCAGCAAGGGGACUGGAAGUCUUUGA